GCGAGGGCAGGAAUCCCACAAUAGCAGGCAAAGGAGUUUUUCCUUUUUUUCAGCGCAGAGCUGGUGGCUGUUUCAAUCAAAGGGAAGCCAGAGAGGGAAGGGAGGCUCUGCGGAGAGAUGUAAGAUGGCAGAGCUACAAAUGUUGUUAGAGGAAGAGAUUCCGGCCGGUAAAAGAGCGCUUGUGGAGAGUUACCAAAACCUCACCAGAGUAGCAGACUACUGCGAGAACAAUUAUGUCCAGGCCCAGGACAAGAGGAAAGCUCUGGAGGAGACCAAAGCCUACACCACCCAGUCCCUGGCCAGCGUGGCCUACCAGAUCAAUGCCUUAGCCAACAAUGUGCUGCAGCUGCUGGACAUCCAGGCCUCGCAGCUGCGGCGCAUGGAGUCCUCCAUCAACCACAUCUCUCAGACGGUGGACAUCCAUAAGGAGAAGGUGGCCAGGCGGGAGAUCGGGAUCCUGACCACGAACAAGAACACGGCCAGGACCCACAAGAUCAUAGCGCCGGCCAAUAUGGAGCGGCCAGUCAGGUACAUCAGGAAGCCCAUCGACUACACUGUACUGGACGAUGUCGGCCACGGUGUCAAGUGGUUAAAAGCCAAGCAACAUGGAAACAAUCAGUCUAUCAGAGGAGGAACACUAUCGAGGACCAAUCCACCGACGCAGAAGCCGCCCAGCCCUCCGAUGUCAGGGCGUGGCACACUUGGGCGCAACACGCCCUACAAGACCCUGGAGCCAGUGAAGCCGCCCACGGUGCCCAACGACUACAUGACAAGCCCUGCUCGAAUAGGCAGCCAACAUGGCCAGCAUAGCCCCGGACGCACGGCGUCGCUCAACCAGAGGCAACGCACACACAGUGGAAGCAGCGGGGGCAGCGGCAGCAGGGAGAACAGCGGCAGCAGCGGGAUCGGCAUUCCCAUCGCCGUGCCUACGCCCUCCAUCCCCAACUCUGGGCCAGUCCCGCCCAUGUCCGCUCCCCCGGGAGCCGCUCCGCCUCCCCCGCCCCCUCCUCUACCUCCACCUGCUCCUCCUAUGGCCGGGUUUGCCCCCCCAGCCCCACCUCCUCCUCCUCCUCCUCCUGCUGCUCCACCUGCUCCUCCCGUGGCCGGGCUCGCCCCCGCGGCGCCCCCGCCGCCGCCGCCGCCGCCCAUAGCGGUGGCCCCUGGGCCUGGUCUGGGCCCCGCUCCAAUGUCCCAGUUCGGAACCAUCUCGCGGCAGAUUUCGCGGCACAACCCCUCCAACUCCUCUAUCUCUAUGGUUUCGGCCACGGGCACCUACCGCCGGGCGCCGUCGGUCACUUCGCAGUUCUCCUUGCAGCAGCAGCAGCAACUACAGCAGCAGCAACUACAGCAGCAGCAGCAGCAACUACAGCAGCAACAGCAGCAGCAGCAGCAGCAGCAGCAACAGCCUCAUAUUAAUGGAGGCACUCCUGGCUACGGCCAGAACUCAAUGUCUAUCGCUCCUCCUCCUCCCCCCAUGCCCCAGCUGACUCCACAGAUACCUCUGACUGGCUUUGUGGCCAGGAUGCAGGAGAGCAUUGCAGAUACCCCGACUCCUCCUCCGCCGCCUCCCCCGGAUGAUUUGCCCAUGUUCGACGACUCCCCGCCGCCCCCGCCGCCUCCUCCCGUAGACUACGAGGAGGAGGACGCCGCCGUCGUACACUACAACGACCCCUACGCCGACGGGGACCCACAGUGGGCCCCCAAGAACUACGUGGAGAAAGUGGUGGCCAUCUACGACUACACCCGGGACAAGGACGACGAGUUGUCCUUCAUGGAGGGGGCGAUCAUUUACGUCGUCAAGAAGAACGACGACGGCUGGUUCGAGGGCGUGUGCAACGGCAUCACCGGCCUGUUCCCCGGGAACUACGUAGAGUCCAUCAUGCACUACGCUGACUGAAGGGACACCGUGGUAAAGAAAAAAUAGAAAAAAUAAAGAAAAGUAGUUUAUUUAUUCAGUCAUAUCAUAAUCCACUGAGAGACUGACAGCAGCAAUCUGAAUCCUGAGAAGGAUAGACAUAAUUGUAUGAUCCCUUUUUUGUUUUUGAUAUGACAGAAUGUUCCUUCCCUUAAUGAUUUCAAAUAAAAUGAAAAGUAAUAUCUAUUUAGUUUAUUUUGGUGUUAUAAGGACGGGGUGGGGGGCAUUUAUGGAAUAUGUAAAGGUCUCUAAAGGAUUGGACUUCACACGCUCAGACGGGUUAAGUGUUAAGAUAUGACAGAACUAAAAAAUCCACCGUGAGCUGCAGCCACUCCGCAAUGUAAAUCCACUGAAUGUCGAUUAUGAUUCCUCAGCUCCACACGGGGAAAUAAACACAGACGGCCUGUUGAUACUUUACAAAUUCAAAUACUGUAAAUGGUAUUUCAAUCUUGGCGUUAACCGCAUGCAAAUCUUUUGAGAUAUAAUGUAAUCUUAAGUUUACUGCCACUAUGCUUCCAUUAUGUUGUAAAUGUAUUCAUCUUUUUUUUUUUUUAUUACACUGUUGAAAGAAAUCACUGAACUUUUUUUUUUUUUUAGACUCUGAAGUACAUUUCCCACCAAGGGCAUGUAGGUUCUUGUUUUCAUCAAAUGUGAACUUUCAAACAGGAGCAUUUUCACAACGAUAUCAUCAAAACGAAUGGAUAAACUGUAAAACAACUCUUGGUUUUGGUGCGUCCUCACCUUCCAAAACUCAAAAACCUUUUCAGUGCAUUCAGAUCUGCUCCUACACCAAGAGAACACAUUCCAUUUUAGGACCACGUCACAUCACUGCUCAUUUCUUAACUAAUCCACACAGGAUCCAUUGGUAACUUCCAGUAACGGGCUACGGUUCUGAUAGGCGUGCAGUGAUUAUUAGACAGGAUUUUUUUUUUUCCCCCACCGCCCAACACUGCCAUGUGACAAUUCAGACGUAAUAACGUAGACCAAUGAACAACUCUAAUACCUCCUCGUAGCGACAGCGGCCUGCUCUAUUCGAGGACCGCGUUGAAUGCUAGAAACAGGUGUACAUACUACCAGAACUCCAGUAGAAAAAUAAAAAUCAGCAAACAUUAGAUAUCACUCAGGUCUGGAAAUCACCUUGACAGCAUUGUAUUUUUUGUGUGUGUGUGUUGGCCCGAAAACAAACUUUUUUUUUUUAAUACAUUACCUGCAGCUAAUGCCUUGACAUUUGGCCCAGUUUCAUUUAAAAGUGUUCCAGCUCAAUAUAAUGGUUAGAAAUAUUAAGAUCUUCCCUUCAUUUGUAUAUAUAAUAUGUUGAUUGAAAAAUUAAUGUACAGUCUUUUAUAAUAAACAAUUCUAUGUACAAUA
This is a messenger RNA of Mugil cephalus (flathead mullet), 3283 nucleotides long. RefSeq names its product abl-interactor 1a (gene abi1a). Gene Ontology annotation, molecular function: SH3 domain binding. The record is from RefSeq and is a predicted model, not a curated record. The coding region runs from base 125 to 1897 and encodes 590 amino acids. Gene Ontology annotation, cellular component: lamellipodium; intracellular anatomical structure. Lineage: Eukaryota; Metazoa; Chordata; Actinopteri; Mugiliformes; Mugilidae. The transcript is spliced from 12 exons.